This is a messenger RNA of Penicillium argentinense, 1056 nucleotides long. RefSeq lists its product as uncharacterized. The record is from RefSeq and is a predicted model, not a curated record. The coding region runs from base 1 to 1056 and encodes 351 amino acids. Lineage: Eukaryota; Fungi; Ascomycota; Eurotiomycetes; Eurotiales; Aspergillaceae. The transcript is spliced from 4 exons.
AUGGCUUCACGAACGAAUUUCCUACAAGAUCCUAGUAUAUUCAAGGACUGCCCAGUCCAGAUCAUUGCCGGAUCCCAGAAGACUAUUUACUACAUCCACCCCGGAGUCCUUUUAUCGAGCGGCUCACCGGUAUUGAAAACCCGUGUCAGCGAUCAUGAGACCAUUGACUGGACUGAGUUCGAUGAAGACACCGUUGAAUGCGCCUUGAGCUAUCUCUACGUGAAGGAUUAUGAUGUGCAAGGUCAACCAAUAUUUGGCGAAAAACUCCUAGAAGAUAAAGAAAAUGACAACAAUUCUGGACAAGCGAUCAAUAAACCCGAAGCAGGAUUUUCGGCAUCCGACUCCGCAAUUACGGAGGAACAACAAUUGGAACGACCGCUUACCCCUUUGAGUCGAUGCUUGCAAGCUGGCCUGCCAUUAGAGACUAUGCAGACAGCGGCAGGUUCUUUCACCAAGAUGUCUCAUGCCUGCGACGGGCACCUAGGAAACAUAGCCCUCAUGCACGCCAAGAUUUAUUGUUUCGCACACCAAUUCUUGUUCUCCAGACUCGAGACUUUGGCCCUACAGCGCCUAACGCAGCUUCUUCUCAAAUGCGAUACACCAACUGAUCCAUUUUUUCUGCAUCUCGCGGACGCCAUACGCCUCAUAUACGACUCAACAAUAAGAUCAAAAAUGGAAGAUCCAGCUCGAGAACUACUCUCCCAGUACGUAGCGCUAAAUUACACCAAACUAUCAGAGGAGAGUUCAAAGGAGAGUCUGGGGAACUUGAUCGCUGAAGGCGGUGACUUUACAAUCGAUGUCACCCGCAAGCUAGCCCGGAGAAUAUCAAUGAGCGGAACAUCCAUUCAAUCUCUAGAAGAACAUAUCGAUGGACUGGAAAUGAAUUUUCUCAGACUGAAGCAGGGCGCUCAAGAACAAUCUUGCUUACUCAGGCAUGCGGAGGAAGAGAUCCGAGAGUGGGAGAGCUGGAACAGAGGAAUUUCAGCAAAGCAUAAGAAGGCUAAAAGGGUGGUAACGCCGUUCGAUUUCAGUGUAUUUCAUGAAUCCUCAGCCUAG